CAGUAUGGAGAAGAGCCAGUAUGGACCCCCGCAGGACGUGUCUGCUCCCCCCUACCCCGGCCUCCCAGCGGGCUACCAGGGAAGUGGAGGGGGAACAGCCUACCCCCCUCAGCCUGGCUACCAGGGAAGUGGCGGGGGAACCGCCUACCCCCCUCAGCCUGGCUACCAGGGAAGUGGCGGGGGAACCGCCUACCCCCCUCAGCCUGGCUACCAGGGAAGUGGAGGGGGAACAGCCUACCCCCCUCAGCCUGGCUUCCAGGGAGGUCCCCAACCCGGCAUGUACCCACCACCUCCCCAACCCGGCAUGUACCCACCACCUCCCCAAUACGGCACGAGCAUGGCACAACCUACAAACGCCCCCAGUGUAACCCAGGUGGUGGUGAUGCAGCAGCUGCUGCCUAGAGACGUACCCGGCCAGAUGACGUGUCCCCACUGUCAGGUCCCGGUUCUGACAGAGACCACACACACCCCUGGACUGCGCACCUGGGUCCUCUGUGGAGUCCUCGGCGUCUUAAUGUGCUGGCCAUGCUGUUUGAUUCCGUUCUGUGUUGACUCCUGUAAGGAUGUAGAACACUACUGCCCCAACUGCAAGAGAGUGAUCCACAUCCACAAACACAUGUGAACAGACCAAGAUGAGACGUCUGCCACAAAGUGAUCCACAUCCACAACUAGCCCCGGCCCACAGAUACUGCUGCCACAAAGUGAUCCACAUCCACAACUAGCCCCGGCCCACAGAUACUGCUGCCACAAAGUGAUCCAUACCAAUACACCACUACUCUACACCACUAGUCUACACUACACCACUAGUCUACACUACACCACUAGUCUACACUACACCACUAGUCUACACUACACCGCUAGUCUACACUACACCGCUAGUCUACAUCACAACUCUACACCUCUACACCACUAGUCUACACUACACCACUAGUCUACACUACACCGCUAGUCUACACUACAUCACUAGUCUACAUCAGAACUCUACACCACUAGUCUACACUACACCGCUAGUCUACACUACAUCACUAGUCUACAUCAGAACUCUACACCACUACUCUACAUUACUAGUAGAUCAAGAACGCUUUUAGUACCUGAGUAAUGGUGACUCAUUUCCAACCAUAACACACACACACACACACACACACACACACACACACACACACACACACACACACACACACACACACACACAUACUUGUGAAGCAACGUGCUCCUCAUGAAAAUAUAAAUAUCUGUGGUGAGAAGUCACAGUGUAAAGACAAUAGUCUGUCUGUGGCUGAGAUGACUACUGGAAGACCAGCUUAACAUUGACUAGUGUCAGUGUGUAACAAGCUAAGGCCACUUCUAGCAGACCUUUUACACUGAUUGUAAUGUAUGUUUUCUUUCAUUCUGUAUUUGUAUUGACGUUGGUAUCGAUUGGUUGUUGGGUUUUUUAAAGGCACAGUCCACAGUUGAAACAAUAAAAAAGCUGAACCCCGCCUCUGUUUUUGUAAAAAGCUGUGGGAUGGGGCUGGAGAAAUGUAACCGCUCUCAAAGACAGAGCUAUGCAUGCAAUGACUGACCAUCCAACGUUAUAGCUUUAUCCAAGUUUUGAGGCUAUACGGUGUUUGUUUACAUGUACAAACAUUGGAGCAAAACAAGCUUAUAUGUUGGGUUCUGAUGGGGUACAACAGUUGAACUAAGCACAAGAAGCAGUCAUAAGUGAUAUUCUUCUAGAUCCCAAAAAAUGGAUGUAUUAACUGCGGAUUGCCCCUUUA
This is a messenger RNA of Salvelinus fontinalis (brook trout), 1757 nucleotides long. RefSeq names its product lipopolysaccharide-induced tumor necrosis factor-alpha factor homolog. Lineage: Eukaryota; Metazoa; Chordata; Actinopteri; Salmoniformes; Salmonidae. The record is from RefSeq and is a predicted model, not a curated record. The transcript has 4 exons. Gene Ontology annotation, molecular function: zinc ion binding. Bases 5 to 622 code for a protein of 205 amino acids.